AUGUGCUCAAACCCUCUCUUUUGCUCUCUUUUGCUCUCUUUAGGCGCCCUAAUCUGCUCAUUGGGCUUGGCCCCAUACUGCCUUACCGUCUGUUUACUUUCUUUACUUUCUCUGUUUCUCUUUUUCUUCUUCUUCGAUGCUUCAAAUCCCCCUUCUCCGAUCUUGAUAUCCUUCAAUAUGGACGGAAUGAAUAUGACGGCCACUGCAACCUCAGCCAUGACUAUGACCACCAGUAUGGGCUCCGGGAUGUCCAUGGGCAUGGGCAACCACACGGAGGGUAUGCAUGAAUGCAAGAUGUCGAUGUACUGGAACUGGUACACCAUUGGUUCAUGCUUCCUGGCCAAAUCCUGGCACGUCACCUCUCGCGGCAUGUUCGCUGGUUCUUGCAUUGGCGUCAUUUGCCUCGUCAUCAGCCUUGAAUUCCUUCGUCGUGCCGGUAGAGAAUACGACGGCUAUGUCGUCCGUCAGGCUCGUUUGCGACAAUCUUCUCGUGGCGCUCUGCUGGAUGAUACCUAUGAUGACAAUGCUCCCAACACCGAGGACAACAUCGGCAUUCCCGGAUCCUCAAAGCAGGCUACGUCUGCUGCCACUGGUGACUCUGUCACUCGGGCCUCCGUCAUGUAUCGUCCUUCGCUUGUCCAGCACACUGUGCGCUCUUUGAUCCAUAUGGUUCAAUUCGCAGUGGCAUACAUCGUCAUGCUGUUGGCCAUGUAUUACAACGGCUACAUCAUCAUCUGCAUCUUCAUUGGCGCGUUCCUGGGUGCGUUCUUUUUUACGUGGGAGCCUAUCAAUCUGUCUGAGGAGUGA
Molecule: messenger RNA, 807 nt
Organism: Penicillium salamii
Lineage: Eukaryota; Fungi; Ascomycota; Eurotiomycetes; Eurotiales; Aspergillaceae
Source: the annotation of a GenBank genome assembly